Messenger RNA from Brassica rapa (field mustard), 988 nucleotides. RefSeq names its product V-type proton ATPase subunit c1. Gene Ontology annotation, cellular component: proton-transporting V-type ATPase, V0 domain. Lineage: Eukaryota; Viridiplantae; Streptophyta; Magnoliopsida; Brassicales; Brassicaceae. Gene Ontology annotation, molecular function: proton-transporting ATPase activity, rotational mechanism. Gene Ontology annotation, biological process: proton transmembrane transport. The record is from RefSeq and is a predicted model, not a curated record.
UUAAAAAGAACAAGCUACGUUGCUCCCUUCCACCAUUCAUCUGAAAGAAACAAAAAAAAUUAAAUAAAAUAAAAAAAGAAAAAACGCAGCGAUAUCCACGCUGCUCCAUCUCUCUCUCGCCAGAUAUCAAUCAAUCAUCGACUCGCUCCUCAGAUUUCAGAUCCAAAUCUACACACAAAAAGCUUCAACAUGUCUACCUUCAGCGGCGAUGAAACAGCUCCUUUCUUCGGCUUCCUCGGCGCCGCCGCCGCUCUCGUCUUCUCCUGUAUGGGAGCAGCUUAUGGAACGGCGAAGAGUGGUGUUGGUGUGGCUUCCAUGGGAGUGAUGAGGCCCGAGCUGGUGAUGAAGUCCAUCGUACCAGUUGUUAUGGCUGGUGUGUUGGGUAUCUACGGUUUGAUUAUUGCUGUUAUCAUCAGUACUGGUAUUAACCCCAAGGCUAAGUCUUACUACCUCUUCGAUGGUUACGCUCACCUCUCCUCCGGUCUUGCUUGUGGUCUUGCUGGUCUCUCCGCUGGUAUGGCCAUUGGGAUCGUCGGUGAUGCCGGUGUCAGGGCAAAUGCUCAGCAGCCUAAGCUCUUUGUUGGGAUGAUUCUUAUCCUUAUUUUCGCAGAAGCGCUCGCUCUUUACGGGCUUAUUGUUGGAAUCAUCCUCUCCUCUAGAGCUGGCCAGUCUAGAGCUGAAUGAGAAUGAUUUGCCAUCGUUCUGAGGAUGAGAGAAUGUACUUCCUUUUCGUUCUGUGUGCGUUUUUGUUCUUUCGUUCUUUUAGUAUUUAUCAUCGGGAACCAACAGAUUUACUGGAUUCUUGGGACUUUGUUUCGGAAGCAAACUCACCUAUUCGUCAUCCCCUUUUUCUCUUUCGGUGGUUUGCAUCCGGGUUGUAGGGGUUCUCUUAUUGUUCGGUUCUGUAAUAAAAAGCUUUGAGGAGCUUGGUAUGUUUCUAUAUUCUUGUGUUGUCCUGAGGAAGUUUAAAUACAUUUAUUUGUUUUGA